UUUCUCCAACUGCAGUGCCGCCACCCGCCAUCGCAUCUCCAGCUCCAGAUGCUCACUUCGGCUUUGGCGCAAAUAAUUCCGGCACGCGAAAAAAAACGCAAGGAUUUCUCGGUUCCUCCUCUCCUCUCCAGCUCUCCUCGCGCUCUUCCCCUCCACCAAGUCAGCACCAGCAGCUGUUGUGGCGCCAUGGCCACCGCUCCCAACGCCUCCUCCCUGUUCCUGGUUUCCUCCCCCAUCUCCACCGCGCCACGAGCACGCGCCGGGUCCUUCCCUCUCUCCGCCCAGCCGUCGCUGCGCCUCCGGCCGAGGCCGUUCUCGGCCGUCGCGGCCGCCGUCCAGGCGGAGCACCAGCCCGCGGUGGCCGCGACGCCAAAGCCGCCCGCGCUACCGUUCCGCGUGGGCCACGGCUUCGACCUCCACCGCCUGGAGCCCAACCUCCCGCUCAUCAUCGGCGGCAUCAACAUCCCCCACGACCGCGGCUGCGAGGCUCACUCUGACGGCGACGUGCUGCUUCACUGCGUGGUGGACGCGAUUCUCGGCGCGCUGGGGCUGCCAGACAUCGGGCAGAUUUUCCCGGACUCCGACCCCCGUUGGAAGGGCGCCGAUUCUUCGGUGUUCAUGAGGGAAGCUGUGAAAUUGAUGCAUGAAGCAGGCUAUGAGCUGGGCAACCUUGAUGCUACGCUGAUCUUGCAAAAACCAAAAAUUAGCCCAUUCAAGGAGACAAUCCGUUCAAAUUUGUGCGACCUACUUGGGGCAGAUCCAUCUGUGGUCAAUCUCAAGGCUAAGACACACGAGAAAGUUGACAGUCUAGGGGAAAACAGGAGCAUAGCUGCUCAUACUGUAGUUCUCCUGAUGCGGAAGUAGAAAGAACAAAUAGUAGCUAAUUGUAUCGUGCUACAGGAAAACAGUGUUACGUUUUACUUGUCAUUGUUAAGUGAUCUAGCCAAUAUGGAAAUCUUCAUGUGGUAGAAACAAUAAAGCUGAUUGCAAUGAGAAAUAUUCUGUUUUUUUA
Messenger RNA from Sorghum bicolor (sorghum), 1012 nucleotides. RefSeq names its product 2-C-methyl-D-erythritol 2,4-cyclodiphosphate synthase, chloroplastic. Lineage: Eukaryota; Viridiplantae; Streptophyta; Magnoliopsida; Poales; Poaceae. Gene Ontology annotation, molecular function: 2-C-methyl-D-erythritol 2,4-cyclodiphosphate synthase activity. The record is from RefSeq and is a predicted model, not a curated record. Bases 49 to 864 code for a protein of 271 amino acids. Gene Ontology annotation, biological process: terpenoid biosynthetic process. The transcript has 3 exons.